Molecule: messenger RNA, 2413 nt
Organism: Thecamonas trahens ATCC 50062
Lineage: Eukaryota; Apusomonadida; Apusomonadidae
Exons: 1
Coding region: 1-2235 (744 amino acids)
Molecular function (GO): protein binding
Source: RefSeq, a predicted model, not a curated record
AUGUCGCGGCACAUUCGGACGGUGGGUACCGACCAGCUGCGGCUGGCGCAGCCCGAGGCGCUGAAGACACAGCCGGCACCGAGCUCGCGGGAGGCGGCCGGCCGAGGCGGGGCAAGCGGGGACGGCGACGGCGAGCCCGGAGCCAAGAUGGUUGCGCUGGAGAGCAAGUGGGCGCGGCUACAGCAGGUAGAGCAGAACGCGUUUAUGACGCCGCGUGAGCGGCAGAAGUUUGUCAAGGACUUGCAGGGCCUCUGCCGCGGCUACCGCGACGUCAACGGCGAGCUCCUCGACUCGGUGGCCGAUCUCCAGGCGCGGCUGACCAUGAUGGAAGCGCGCGAGAAGACGCUCCGUGCCGAGCUCAAGGCGCAGCACAAGGUGACGUCGAUGUACGAGCAGUUUUCGUUUGUGCCCGUCUCGCUCUCGGCCGACAAGCUGCAAGGCGACGUGGAGGCCAUCGAGAACGAUAUCCGGGUCAACGAGCUCGUCACCGACGAGCCGCAGAACCUGAUGGCGCCGUCGCUGCCGGCCGACGACAACGGGCGCAAGUGGAUGCUGAUGGAGCUCAAGUUUGAGCGGCUUGAGCAGCUCAUUGUCGUGCUCAAGAAGAAGCUCCUCCGCUUCGAGGCCAACGAGCACCUGGCUCGUGUGGUGGAGGAGUACGGCGACCUCCCGCACAUCAUCCGCGACAACAACAGGCUCAAGCAGGAGAACACCAAGCUGCGGUCGCGCGAGCAGCGUUUUGCCUGCGACCCGCUGCUCAACAGAUACUUUGGCGAGUCGGACGAGACCUUCCUUCGAGUCCUCACCAUGGCACUGCAGAACGAGCUCGCCGCCCACCGCGCCCUUGUUGCCAAGCACAACCUGGCGGCGAAUCCCAGCCUGGCACUCCUUGUCCGCCCACCGACCGAGCUGCCAGAUCCGACCACGCUCGCCGAUCUCGACACCUGGUUGCAGGAUCCGCUCCUCCGUAACGACUUUGGCGACGAGCUCAAGGCCUGGCGCGAGGCCAACAUCGGCGGCAGCCCGCCGUCGCAGGUCUCGCCAGCCAACGCACUGGCGCUCCUGCAGGAACUCAACCGGGUGAAGGAGACCAACGACUUGCUCACCGCGCAGGUGGCCCGACUUGAGGACGAGCGCCGACUCUCCGCCAACGUCGGCCUAAUGCGCGAGUACUGUGACGCCGAGUUUGCCCACCCGCUCAAAGGCCUGGCCAAGAAGCAGUUCCAGGACAUCAACGAGAAGCUUCUCGCCGAGCUCAAGUCGGUCAACUCUCAGUUUGCGCAGGCCGAGGCCACGCUCGCCAUGCAGUCGGGCAUUCUGGCGACCAUGUCGUCCGAGAAGCAGACGCUCAUGGAGGAGAACGUCAUCAUUGGCAAGCGCGUCCUUGCCCUCCUCAACCAGAACAAGGAGCUGCACAAGCGAAUGGAGAAGACCUCACAACUUUGUCAUUCGCUCUACCUUGCCAAUCUCUCUACCAUCCAGGGCGUGCUCGCCUCCAAGCUACCCGAGUCCCAGAUUGAGACCUUUGUGCACUUUUUCCACCGCGACAUUCUCCUCACCUACCUUACCAUGUACAACGCCGCCGUCCGCAUCCAGUCGUGGUACCGCGGCGUCAAAGUUCGCGUCUUCCUGGCCCGCCGCUACGCCUUUGUGGCGCGCGCGUGCCUCCGCUUCAAGCGGCGCCCUGUUCGGCGCCCGCAGCUACCGGAGCUCUCGUCGUCGGUGGCUUCGCUCGACUCGGACCAGAUGAUGCCCUCGGCGUCGGCGGUCUCGGGAGGCUCUAAUCACGUCACCGGCCUUGUUGCCGCAGAGUACGACGAGGGCCCACUCCCGACCUUCCUCCCUGUCCUGCACACGCUCUCGCGCAUCGUGCUCCAUGUCGAUGCCGACAUCCGCACCGUCCUCCAGAUCAAGUCGGUUCUCGCCAUCUGCAAGCUCGAGAUCCAAGAGAAGCUCCGACCAACCAUGGAGCUUGAGCUCCACCGCUGGCAACGCUACGUCUCGCACAAGCACGCCAAGAUCAACCAAGUCGUCGCGCGCGUCCUCAAGCCCAAGGACACAGCAGACUUUGCCCAGCAGUUCCUCUCACGCGGCCUCGACGCAGGCACACAGACCGAGGACGAGAACCCGGACGAAGCCACCAAGGAGACCAAGUCGGGCGCAAGUUCCGCCAAGCGCGACCGCCGGAAGAGCAAAGAGAAGAAGCGCCGCCACGCCCGCUCCCGCGGCGCUUGACGCCUGCUCAACCGACCGCAUUGAAGACCAACAACUACAAAAAGUCCGAGGUAUGAAGCGACGAAGAGGUGCUCGACAUCCAGUCGUCGGUGAUCAACUCGGUCGAGCUCUCCUUGCCGCUGGCCUUGUUCGGCGUAACGGCAGCGGCGGCAGUGGCGCGGCGGCGCCGACGGCGCAG